CUUGUCUUCUUCUCCAUCCAAUCUGACCACUCAGCGAUUAAACCAUUCUGUUUCAUCAACCUUUGGUAAUGGGUAAGUAUAAGACCUGCAGAUGGCGAUCAUUAAUAGCAAUUGUUCUAAGGAUGAAUCUUUGCGUCGGACACCCAUUCCUCUCAUCCUCAAUCUAACAGCUUCACAGCCAGCCCAACAUGGACUCCAAAAUCAUUUCCAUGAGCUCGAUACUCAUCGCCGGGAAAUGUGUGCCGUAUCUCAUCGUGUCCUGGGUAAUCUCGGUCGUCAUCUAUCAGCUAUUCUUCCACCCUCUGAGUAGCUAUCCCGGCCCCUUUCUUGCCAAGAUCACCUAUGCUUAUGGCGGCAUUCACGCCAUCAAAGGGCGCCACCAUCUGAACACAUACAAGAAUUUCUUAAAAUACGGUCGCGUCUACCGAGAGGCACCAAAUCGACUCAUGUUCAACUCUCUAACAGCAAUCCAAGAUAUCUAUAUCAACUCCAAUAUCACAAAAGCCGCCGCGUAUCGUCACCCAGGGAGCCCACCCAAAGAAAACCUCUUUAGCGUCCGGGACAAUAAGCAAAUCGCAAGGGUCCCGGGCCACCACGUCACGGGCCACCCCGCCACGCGCUUUUUACGCAAAUUCGCAUAUAUAAAUCCCUAUACCCAAUGCAGUCAGUUUUUACCUUUUAACCUUCUUUUUAUAUUUAAUCGAAUUGCCUUUUUAUACUAAAUCUUAUAAUACCUUCAAUUUUUAAAGAAAAGCGUUAUUAAGGCGCUAUUUAUAACGUUAAGCUUAGUUUAAAUGUUAAAAUAGUAAUAUAAAAGUAGGAUAUUUUUAGGACUACUUUAUAAUGCUAUUUUAAUAGAAUUUUAACCUAAAAAGAAAUAAAUUAAAACUUUUAAUUUUUUUUA
This is a messenger RNA of Xylaria bambusicola, 904 nucleotides long. RefSeq lists its product as uncharacterized. The transcript has 4 exons. The coding region runs from base 189 to 722 and encodes 177 amino acids. Gene Ontology annotation, molecular function: heme binding; oxidoreductase activity, acting on paired donors, with incorporation or reduction of molecular oxygen; monooxygenase activity. NCBI's taxonomy places the organism in Eukaryota, Fungi, Ascomycota, Sordariomycetes, Xylariales, Xylariaceae. The record is from RefSeq and is a predicted model, not a curated record.